CGCCCCCCCUUGAGAAGAGAAGCCGCAGCCCCUGCGGGACGGGGGCCUGCGUCGCUAUGGGUUCCACCACUGCCCCAGACGGAGCGAUCGGCUACGUCCGCGAAUUCACCCGCCACUCCUCCGACGUGCUGGGCAAUUUGAACGAGCUGCGCCUGCGCGGGAUCCUCACUGACGUCACGCUGCUGGUUGGCGGGCAACCCCUUCGAGCACACAAGGCCGUUCUUAUCGCCUGCAGUGGCUUCUUCUAUUCAAUUUUCCGGGGCCGAGCAGGAGUAGGGGUGGACGUGCUCUCCCUGCCCGGGGGGCCCGAAGCUAGAGGCUUCGCUCCUCUUCUGGACUUCAUGUACACUUCGCGCCUGCGCCUCUCUCCCACCACUGCACCCGCUGUCCUUGCGGCUGCCACCUACUUGCAGAUGGAACAUGUAGUUCAGGCAUGCCACCGCUUCAUCCAGGCUAGUUGUGAACCUCUAGGCAUCUCCCUGCGACCCCUGGAGGCAGAACCCCCCACACUCACAACAGCCCCUCCACCAGGCAGUCCCAGGUGCUCUGAAGGGCACCCAGACCCACCUACUGAAUCUCGAAGCUGCAAUCAAGGCCCCCCAAGUCCAGUCAGCCCAGACCCCAAGGCCUGCAACUGGAAAAAGUACAAGUUCAUCGUGCUAAACUCUCAGGCCUCCCAAGCAGGGAGCCUGAUUGGGGAGAGUAGUUCUGGUCAACCUUGCCCCCAAGCCAGACUCCCCAGUGGAGAUGAGGCCUCCAACAACAGCAGCAGUGAAGAAGGACCCAUCCCUGGUUUCCAGAACAGGCUUUCUCCAACUACUGCUGCUAGGCAGUUCAAAUGUGGAACUCCAGUCAGUGCCCCCUAUCUCUUCACAUCCCGGGUUCAAGAGACUACUGGAUCACCCUCUGAGCGGCCCUGUCCACCACCAGGAAGUGAGUUUUUCGGCUGCCAGAACUGUGAGGCUGUGGCCGGGUGCUCUUCGGGGCUGGACCCCUUGGCUCCCAGGGACGAGGACAAACCCUAUAAGUGUCAGCUCUGCCGGUCUGCCUUCCGCUACAAAGGCAACUUGGCCAGUCACCGUACUGUGCACACAGGGGAAAAGCCCUACCAUUGCUCCAUCUGUGGAGCCCGUUUUAACCGACCAGCUAACCUGAAAACGCACAGCCGCAUCCAUUCGGGAGAGAAACCUUACAAGUGUGAGACUUGCGGUUCGCGCUUUGUACAGGUGGCGCACCUGCGCGCCCACGUGCUGAUCCACACCGGAGAGAAGCCCUAUCCUUGUCCCACCUGCGGAACUCGCUUCCGCCACCUACAGACCCUCAAGAGUCACGUUCGCAUCCACACGGGAGAGAAGCCUUACCAUUGCGACCCAUGCGGCCUUCAUUUCCGGCACAAGAGUCAGCUGCGGUUGCAUCUGCGCCAGAAACACGGGGCUGCUACGAACACCAAAGUACACUACCACAUCCUGGGGGGGCCUUAGCUGAGUGCCCCAGACCCCAGUCGCUCCCCAGGGCCCAGGAAGUCCCCAAGCUUGGACCUGGCUUCCCUGUUCAUCUUGGUAUGGGGGUGUGCAAGACCACUCUAGUAUCAGAAACUGCUGCCACCUUAAUUUCUUGCUGGGGAGAGCAGGAGUGGCAGAUCCAGGCUAGAUCUGCCUCUGUUUUGCUGGUCAAAACCUCUUCCCCGCAAUCCAGAUUGUCUAACUAGAGGCUGGGGUCAGGGAGACAUUGGAGGCCUGAUGUCCUUAAGGGAAGAGCCCCCACCUGCAGUCCCCAUCUCAUUUGGUUUAUCUGUAAAUAUAAUUUAUUGCAGCCUUUGGGUAGCACCAGGGCCUUCAUUCUGUUGCAUUUCCCACUUCCCUAUUCCACAAGUGUGAUCAAAAGUGACCAGAAACA
Marmota flaviventris (yellow-bellied marmot) is the source of this 1896-nucleotide messenger RNA. RefSeq names its product BCL6B transcription repressor (gene Bcl6b). The record is from RefSeq and is a predicted model, not a curated record. Lineage: Eukaryota; Metazoa; Chordata; Mammalia; Rodentia; Sciuridae. Gene Ontology annotation, molecular function: DNA-binding transcription factor activity, RNA polymerase II-specific; protein binding; RNA polymerase II cis-regulatory region sequence-specific DNA binding. Gene Ontology annotation, biological process: regulation of transcription by RNA polymerase II.